Theobroma cacao (cacao) is the source of this 1005-nucleotide messenger RNA. RefSeq names its product glutaredoxin-C1-like. The record is from RefSeq and is a predicted model, not a curated record. NCBI's taxonomy places the organism in Eukaryota, Viridiplantae, Streptophyta, Magnoliopsida, Malvales, Malvaceae.
CUAGAGUAGACAAACUACCCCUAGCCGCCUUGCACAACUGACACCUCUGCUUCCACUGAAGCUUCCUGCAGGAGUGUAUGUGCCUCUUGCUGCAGACAGCAAUCCUUUUAAAGCAAAUACCACGAGACCCUCAACGCACGCGCUGCGACAACAACGGACAAACCCCACUUUAUUUACUCUCAUGCCCUUGCAACACCACCCUUAUAAAAUCCCGUCCCAUCCGCACUUUUGACACCACGGUCACUCGCUUGCCACUUUCCCAAAUACGAAUUUCUCUAACUCCAGCACAUCUUUGCUUUCUGCCUUUUAGUUGCUUUUGAACACUUUGUUGUUUGUUCUUCUUGGGAAGAGGAGGAGUAGAAGAGGAAUGCAUUAUCAGGGUGAUUCUUGGGGCUACUACGUGCCAACGAGGAGCAUGGGGUCAGACCCAAUGGAGAGGGUGGUGAAGCUGGCCUCAGAGAGCGCAGUGGUGAUAUUCAGUUUGAGCACCUGCUGCAUGUGCCACGCUGUGAAGAGGCUCUUCUGCGGAAUGGGAGUGAACCCAACGGUGUACGAGCUUGACCAGGACCCCAGAGGGAAAGAGAUGGAAAGGGCACUGAUGAGGCUGCUUGGCAACUCACAAGCAGUUCCCGUUGUUUUCAUUGGAGGGAAGCUGAUAGGAGCCAUGGACCGAGUCAUGGCUUCCCACAUCAAUGGAACCCUGGUGCCACUUCUCAAGGACGCCGGAGCUCUUUGGCUCUAAUUAUUCUGACAAUAUUAGAGAAGUAGAUGCUUCAUUAAUAAUUAACCAGGAAUUAAAUGCUGAAAAAAAAUGUAGGAGAGUACUGUCUUCACGAUCUCUAUCCAAUUUUAUAUACAAUUAGUUAGCUAGUUUAAUUAGUUAGUCUGUUAAGCUUUGUUUUCGAAAGGAGAUUUUGAGGUCUCCUAGCUUUGUCUUAUGGCAAAUGGAAUUAAUGUAGCUGAUGCCUCGUUGUAUAGUGAAUGGAUGCUCAAAACUUAUCUUAA